Messenger RNA from Lachancea thermotolerans CBS 6340, 1707 nucleotides. RefSeq names its product Eap1p (gene EAP1). The transcript has a single exon. The coding region runs from base 1 to 1707 and encodes 568 amino acids. NCBI's taxonomy places the organism in Eukaryota, Fungi, Ascomycota, Saccharomycetes, Saccharomycetales, Saccharomycetaceae. The record is from RefSeq and is a predicted model, not a curated record.
AUGGAACACGUUAGCGAGAUGUCACGGACUGAGAUACCAUUGGAUGCAACGACCACCGUUGCCAGUCCAUUGGCACCAGAUUCUGAAAACAGCCCGCAGGAAUCAGACGCCAGCGUGCUAGAAAGCAGCGGAGUUUCAAAGGAGGGUUCUGCGCCCAAAUUGCAACAAAUUACGAACAUUGAAGAGUUCAAGCCCCAAAGUGAGACCAAAACAUAUGUCUACAGUAUGAAAGAGCUUAUGAAAAUAUCGAAAGUGGUUUCGCAAAGCGCACAGAGCGGCGCAACUGCCAACCUGCCAAAGAAAAGUUUCUGGAGACUCACUAGUAGGCAUCCAGACAUCAGACAAGUUGAAUCGGCCGGCGGAAACGGCAACGGCCAUAAAAAUGACGGCAACUCCAGGGGCCAGGAUUCCGGUAACGAGAAAAAAGGUCACAGAAACAGAAAUUCGAGGAAUGGCAGACGCGGCAGCAAAUUCUCUAAGGGCGAAAAGCCCUUCGUAGAGGAGAAGGAUAUCAAGGUGAAUAACGAUGAGCUGCUUGCUUUAGAAGAGGAGAUCAAGCCAACAGGCAACUCUAUCACAGAUUUCGAAAACUGGAGGGCUAAGAUGAAGGAGCUAGAGCGCAAGAAGAAGGGCAUUGCCUCUAAAAAUAGUACCGGAAGUCAAGAACGACCACCGCUCACUAACAACAGUAGCUCUAUAUCCGAUUUCUUCAACUUGAAAAGAGAAAGCAGCUCGAAUUUUGAAGAACUUGAACCUCAGGGAACUUCUUCAGAGAACAUGAAAGGGUCUCAUUCGAGAUUUUCAUCGUUCUUCAACUCAACGCCUCCCCCAGGUCUAAGUGGGGCGCAGAGCACGGUUGCAAAACCUCCGACGCCUAAAGAGGAAGAUGCGCGCCCAGCAGCAGGCUCAAGGAUACUUUCCUUUUUCGAUAAAAUGGAUAGCCAAAAGCACGCGGCCAGUUCUGUAGAACCCAACAUUCAAAUGGCCGAACAAAUUUCUCAAACGAAAGCUGCGCCGGUUCAUGAGCAGACAAACAGCCACUUUUUCCAAGGCCUUCUCAAUAGAGGCAAGGCCUCACCAGGUAAUACCGAAAGAAACAAUUCUAACAGAGAGGCCAGUGGUCCUAGCGCUCUCAUUUCACCCAAUACAAUUCCAACGUCAAAAGUUGCAGAACAACCAAAGGAACAAGCAGCACGUUCGCCUGCUGGUCCUCCCGGACUAUCAAAGCUCCCUCCAAACAAGCAUGUGAUGUCCUCACAACCCCAGCCUGGGUUUUUGACGGGCAUGCCACCUAAUGUAUAUUCUUCAAACUCGCAGCCUAUGGGCGCGCCCCCAUCAGGUUUUCAGCACUUUCAAAUGCCACUUCCAGGUGUUGCUGUUCCUCAGCAGUUUUUCGCAAACCCAAGACAGACCGGAGACUUUACAGGCUCUCAACAAAAAGAUGACAACAGUUCAAGGCCAUCCAACAUGCAGAUUCCAUAUAUGCCCAACCCUCGUGGUAUCCCACCUCCAGGUAUCCCUCCAAUGCAUAUGAUGCCACCGGGGAUCUCCCAGGACAUGCCAUUGCCAAUGAACGGCAUGAUGCCACCCCCAAGCUUUUACCUCUCCCAGGGUCCUUCAUUCGGGCAAUUUAACAAUCCACCAAUGCCUCAAAAUGGCAUGGUCGGCCAGCCACAAAGCCAGAACUUGCCCCCAAGGAAAGGCUGA